This is a messenger RNA of Equus quagga, 4186 nucleotides long. RefSeq names its product ubiquitin carboxyl-terminal hydrolase 46. The coding region runs from base 140 to 1240 and encodes 366 amino acids. Gene Ontology annotation, biological process: protein deubiquitination. The record is from RefSeq and is a predicted model, not a curated record. Lineage: Eukaryota; Metazoa; Chordata; Mammalia; Perissodactyla; Equidae. The transcript is spliced from 9 exons. Gene Ontology annotation, molecular function: cysteine-type deubiquitinase activity; cysteine-type endopeptidase activity. Gene Ontology annotation, cellular component: cytosol; nucleus.
UGCCAGCCGGACCCCAGGCCGCCUCCCCGCCGCCGCCGCCGCCGCCGCCGCCUGGCCUCCGCGCGAGCGCUCCACCAUGGACAGUCCUGUUUUCACCUUAUAAAGAUGGCGGUGCGGGAUCGCUGCAACCUUUAGACUAAUGACUGUCCGAAACAUCGCCUCCAUCUGUAAUAUGGGCACCAAUGCCUCUGCUCUGGAAAAAGACAUUGGUCCAGAGCAGUUUCCGAUCAAUGAACACUACUUCGGAUUGGUCAACUUCGGAAACACUUGCUACUGUAACUCCGUGCUUCAGGCCUUGUACUUCUGCCGGCCGUUCCGGGAGAAUGUGUUGGCAUAUAAAGCCCAGCAAAAAAAGAAGGAAAACUUGUUGACGUGCCUGGCAGACCUUUUCCACAGCAUUGCCACGCAGAAGAAGAAGGUUGGCGUGAUCCCACCAAAGAAGUUCAUUUCGAGGCUGAGGAAAGAGAAUGAUCUCUUUGAUAACUACAUGCAGCAGGAUGCUCACGAAUUUUUAAAUUAUUUGCUAAACACUAUUGCGGACAUCCUGCAGGAAGAGAAGAAACAGGAAAAACAAAACGGAAAAUUAAAAAAUGGCAACAUGAACGAAACUGCGGAGAAUAAUAAGCCAGAACUCACCUGGGUCCAUGAGAUAUUUCAGGGAACGCUCACCAAUGAAACUCGGUGCUUGAACUGUGAAACUGUUAGUAGCAAAGAUGAAGAUUUUCUUGACCUUUCUGUGGAUGUGGAGCAGAAUACAUCUAUUACCCACUGUCUAAGAGACUUCAGCAACACGGAGACACUGUGUAGUGAACAGAAGUAUUAUUGUGAAACAUGCUGCAGCAAACAGGAGGCCCAGAAGAGGAUGAGAGUCAAAAAGCUGCCCAUGAUUUUGGCCCUGCACCUAAAGCGGUUCAAGUACAUGGAGCAGCUGCACAGGUACACCAAGCUGUCCUACCGAGUGGUCUUCCCCCUGGAACUCCGGCUCUUCAACACCUCCAGCGAUGCGGUGAACCUGGACCGCAUGUACGACCUGGUCGCGGUGGUGGUUCACUGCGGCAGUGGUCCAAAUCGUGGGCAUUAUAUUACUAUUGUGAAAAGUCAUGGCUUCUGGCUUCUGUUUGAUGAUGACAUUGUAGAGAAAAUAGAUGCCCAAGCUAUUGAAGAAUUCUAUGGCCUGACAUCAGAUAUAUCAAAAAAUUCAGAAUCUGGAUAUAUUUUAUUCUAUCAGUCAAGAGAAUAACUUAAAGAACCGUGGGACUAACUCAAGUGGGGGAAAAUAUUCAAAGCACUAUUCUCUGGUUUCUCUGCAGACUUUCUUCUUCCCCAGCAGCCCGCCAGUGGUAUUACCCUGAGUCUCAGUGGUCUGGCUGUGUUAGACACUCUCCCCUUGUUUUUUUACAUACAGCACUACUUGUGGUCUUAUUUUAGUCUGAGUAGAGUUAACUGCAAUCAGAUUGUAGUAAGAUUUAUAUUAAUAACAGUUGCUAAUUUUAGGAUUGGGUAAAUGCUGUGCCACUGGCUGAAUUAGAAUGACAUUUCCUCCGAAUGUCUACAGUCUAUUUGGGGUCUUUGCUAAACUUCCUAAAUGGCUCCCGGGGUCUCCUUUCAAUGCAUUCCUUUAAGUUGCCCCUGGAAACGUUGCGACCCACUUUUAGCUUCUCUGCCUCUCUUCUGACCGAAGGACAGAAAAAUUGGAUAGAUGUUCCCCAUUUAGGGCUGCACUUAUAGCUUUAAGUUUGUGCAAGUGAAAAUGUUUAAACGUGAGCAACCUCGAUGCUAAAAUCAUCCUCCCAGUGGAACAGGGUGAAGAAAAGCUGUUCAUAGUGGCCAGCAUCUGCCUGGGGGCUGUGCUCGCGUCGCUGUUAGAAUUCCAGGGGCUCAGAAGGUGUGGAGCUCAGGGCAGGCAAAGCCAAGAGGAGGAGGCUUUUGUGGACAGUGAAGUUACCUUUCUUACCUUUCUACCAAAACCAAGUUUCAGGAAAAUAACUCUAUGCUGUUUGUUUUUAGUGAUACUUUUUUUCUGUCAGGUUGUGUGAGUUGUAUCUAUCCUUUAUCUGGCACUGCUAAGCUUUCCAGGGUAUCUUUGCAAUCCUGCUGGUGUUUCGCAGUCUGUGGUCCCAGGACUGAAACACCACGGUGACGCCUGCAGCACAGCUCUCCUUAGCCAGUCAGUACCAGCAGCAUUGUUUUUCAGGAAGAACAAAGGCACUGUACCUUUACUACCAUCAGCCACGUUGUACAACUGUUCACUUUUUAACAUUUCAGCCUGUUUACUGAGGCACUGGCAAGUCCCAGGACGAAUAUGGAACCUUUCCUGGAAGGAAUACUGGAGUUAGCUGGGUGUGAAGGUGGGUCAAAGGAAGUGUCAGUGGGCAGGUGGAGGAAUGAACAAAAUGGCGGCGUUUCUUUGGCUCAGACUCCUAGGAUGCUUGACAAGACGGAGUUUUUUGGAAGAACCUCAUCUCACCAUAGUUACUUUUACUUUUUUCACUUUUGUUAUAUAUGUAUUUAUUAGAUCAUUGAAUAUUGGUACCUUUUAUUAAAAGGGUCAAUUUGGUGUUUUGCCAUUGAGCUGGUUUUUGGUUUCCUACAAAUACUAUGAGUCUAGCUCUUGGCUUCCUUUGGGAGGUCAGUUGAUUUCCAUACACUAUAAUAUACUGUGAACAUGUUAUUUUGUUACCUAGUAAAUCAGCGAAUGAACAUGCAAACAUUUGGCAUAAUGUGAACUAAAACUGAAAUUGAAAACGUUAGUGGCCAUUUUGCAACAAUUAAGAGCAUAGCACUUUAUCUAGAUGAAAACUGGAUUUCUUAUCUUUGAAAUAUCUUGAACUGUUUAUUGCUCAGAACUUAAAUAAGCAUGCCAACGCUCAUUCGUUCAUGCUUGAAGUGAAAUGUUUUACUUUUCACUGGAGAAGACAAAAACAGGGUGAUCUUCACGUUAUUGUUUUAUACAAGUGACGAAAAUAUACCUUGCCUUGUUUAGAGGCGAAUUCAUAUUUAUAAAUACUUUGUCUUUUUUUCCUCCAUGAAACAUAUGCAGUAAUCACUUACCUGGAAAGUGAGUUUUUAUUCUGUUUAAGGAGAGACACUUUCCAACUGAGGGUGAUUGAUAUAGGGAACUGUUUGUACUAUAUAUAACCCAUAUAUUUAACUGCAGGUUGCAAAGUUUAAAAAAAUGAUGGUUGAUCUCUAAUAUAUUUGGAAAUUAAAAAAACUAUUAAAAUUAUCUUUGAAGUGACUCUUGAAGCUAAUUUAUUAGGAAAAAAAGUUUCAAUUGGAAGCCUGUAGAAUUAAUAUCUAAAUGCUAAAUCAUAAAUUCAGGACAUUUUCUUUUUCCUUUGGAUGCACAAAGAAAGAGUUUUUCCCACUAACUUAACUGAAAUAAUUCUUUUUAAUAGAAAGGGUCAGUUAAAAUUCAGUAUUCAUGGAUAGAUUUUUGGAAUAAAAAAAUAAGUAUGAAAGAUAAUGCAAAGACAUUAAAGUGUCAUGCAGGAAAAAAAGAUGGGGAAAAGACCAAAACAUACUCACCCACCAACCCUCCAUCAGUUUUUUAAACUUCAGAGUUAUCUGGUCGUUUCUUCCCUCUUCCUCUUCAAUAAAUGAAACAAACACUAGGCAGCUACAUUCCCCCCCCCCCCCCCCCAAUCAUUUCACUUUAUGUAAAGACAGUAGCAAACACUUUUUAAUUUUUCAUCCCUCCUUCAUCGUGUAAAGCAGAGAAUGGCUGGGAUGUGUGAGACCCUUCUGAGGUCAGUGAUAGCACAAGAGCGCAGCAAUAUUCCCUCAAACGGCCAGGGUUUUUGCGUGUCGUUUUCUGGCAGGAGUGAGUAGGCCUGCUGUAUUUCUUUUAACUGCUGGGUGUUUUAAAAUAAGUUAAGUGUUUUACACUUAAAAAAGAGAAGAAAUGUUUGCUUUAUUGGUUACUUACUAGUUUAGCAUCUUGAUUAUGGUACAGUAUGCUAAAAAGUCAUUUGUUUAAAAGUAAAUUUCGGUAAAAUGCUGAUAUCAGUCCUGUUGUGUUGAUGCCUUUUCCUUUCUGAGGCACCACAAAGUGGACUGGUUUGAAGAGAGCCAAGGAACAAACGAAAAGGUGUUGGCUUGAAUAGGAAGCCAGUCAUGUUUGGUUUUAUGGCUUCAUAUAUUUUGGAUUUCAGAUGAAAUGGGGGAAAAAAAUGACAGAAAUGGU